CAGAUACUAUCAAACAGUAAAACAGACCUGUUAUCAAUUCUCCCCAAAACACCCCAAGUUGGGGCUGAACACUCAGUAGACAGUAACACAGCCAGGAAGCGAAUAAUGGACAUUCUGAAGAAAUAUCCUAAGGAGACCAUUUCUGAUCUCAACAAGUCAAAGAAGCUGAAGCUCGAAAUAAAGCGGAGUGCAGCCGAGAAAACCCCCCUUCACGAGGAUGUGAUGUUGCUGAAGAAGUUGGUGAUUAGUGACGUCACAGGCUAUACACACCACACUCUCGGGUUGUUUGUUACGGUACCUAUAUGGUUAGAAGGACUGUACUUGUUCUUAACUAAAAGUGAUCACGAUCUCUCGCCCUUGUGUCAAUCCAGAGGUCUUAGAAUGCCGAAAGUAAAGAAGAUGACACAAGUGCUUCUCAGUGGCGAGCUGCCCGAAACCCUAGUUCAGUGUUUAGUUGACCACGGUCUGAAUUGUCCUAAAUAUAUGAACUUGUCUUUUCAGACUCUAACGUCUUGGGCAAAACACUUAGAUAAGAGAGUAGAAAUCAAGCAACCUAAAAUGCUGACACAAACUCCUCAAAAGUCUUCCGACAUCUCCACCUCUGAUGAGGUUAAAAUCAAAGAGGAGCCUGUUGAUUCAGUUUCGGGAACAACUAAUCAUCCUGUGGAUCAGACUGCCAGGCCCAGUGGAAGUUGUGAAUUGGACGAUUCCCCGAUGAUAUCUGUUUCAAAAGAAGUAGAUACAACAAAAGAUGGAAGUAAAGUCGAAACAGAAAUUGACGUUUCUGAAGAGUUGCAAUCAGCUUCACACGCAGCACAGGAUCAAACGCCAGCUGAAUCCGAUGAUAAAGUUUUAACCGGGAAAAGAGCUGAAAACCCAACUGAAAAGGACAAUACAAUUGUGAAGAAAGAAACAGAGUCAAGCAGUGGUUCCAUAGCUGGAGCAGUAUCAGAAGUUUUAAACGUCACUGAUCUUGAAUCAGAAGAUACUGAUAGCGUGAAAACCAAGGAUGACAUGGAUGCCAAACCAGCGGAGGAAACUGAAAAGCGGGGUAGAAGAUACAAAGGGUCGGUCGGUAAACGCGGAAAAUCCCAGCCAAAGAAACAGGCAAAAAAGGAGGAGCAGACUUUUAACAAGUUGGAUGGUGGCUUAGUCACAAUACUUUGGAGAGAAGCCAGUAUGGAUCAAGUUUGGACGGAAGGAUACUUUAUACCAACUACCCACUACGGUUCUAGCUGCCCUGAGCUCUGUUAUUUAUGUGGCAGUUCGGGAUUGGGCGGAUUUAUAUUCUGUUCUGCUUGUGCGGAACCUUUUCACAAAUACUGUGUUGACAUUGAGGAUGACGAAGUGAUAUCAGCUGACUGGAAGUGUGAGCGGUGUAUAAUGUGCCACGUGUGCAGUAAAAACACCGAGGAAAUGUUGUUAAAGUGCUGUGAGUGCUACCACACCUACCAUGCAUCCUGUCUCCCUUCUGACAUCUGCAAAGUUCCCAGUAAGAACGGAAUUUGGAAGUGUCCAGUUUGCCUCUUCUGUAGGAAGUGUGGAACUAAGGGUAACAGUGAAACAAAAUGGCUGUAUGAUUUCUCAGUGUGUAAACCGUGUGGAAAGCUUUACAGUAAAGGUAACUACUGUCCCUGUGUGAAGCGGUGUAUGAGGAUGAAGAUUACGACACUCCCAUGGUUUCGUGUGUGAGCUGUGAACACUGGGUACACAUCGAGUGUGAUAACAUAUCGGAGCUAGAGUAUGAAGCAAUGAGUAACCUGCCUGAAGACAGGGUCGUGUACGUGUGUAGACGGUGUUGCAGGGAUAACGUGUGGAGACAGGAAAUGAUGCAGUGCGUACAAGAAAACCUCGCUCACUGCCUGGAAGCUAUGCAGGGAGUGGUAGACCACUCCAAAAUACGACUGCACAAGUACACUACAGUACGUAGCAUCAGAAUGUUUGAGAAUGAUGUGUUUGGGUACAUUGCGUCAACUCCUGGUGCUGUGGGGACCUUUAGAGCAGUCCUUAACGAGUGUUUCCCCUGGCUAUCCAAAGUAAAAAAGGGACAAUUUGACGUAAAAACACCUGUCAAAACACCCAAGAAGAUUCACUGGUUCAACAAGACCUCAACACGACACAAAGAACCACAGAAGUACGAGACUUCUACUUUCGUUGAGAAGGAUUGUAGAACUUGCGUCUUGUGCAAUCAGAAAGGUGAUUUGCCGGAGAAAAGUUGUGGUAGACUGUUGGCUUGUGGAGUAGACAACUGGAUUCACGUUAACUGCGCCCUGUGGAGCUCAGAGGUAUUUGAAGAAUCAGACGGUAAGUUAAUGAACGUGGAGAUGGCAGUAAACCGUGGCUCUUCUCUGAGAUGUGAUCACUGUCGUAUCUACAAUGCUACUGUGGGUUGUUGUGAUAAGGCGUGUCCUAGAUCCUUCCAUUUCAACUGUGGCAUAAAAUCAGGAGCAGUUUUCCUGUCUGACAAGCGAUUGUUCUGUAAGCUCCACAAAGAGAAACACCGUAAACCACAUUGGGACCACAUGGUCCAACACGACUUUACUAUAAGCCGGAGAAUCUACAUAGAUCCCUCUAAAAUUGGGAACACUAAAAGGAACACGCGUCCUAUGAACAGUUCAUCCCUUAUCUCAUAUGUUGGGGCAUCUCGCAUAACCAGAUUAGGGGACAUAAUGAACAUAUCAGACGACCCUGACACAUUAGUUCCUAUCGGAUACUCACUGGAGAGAUUAUUCUGGAGCUUUAGAGACCCCUCCUAUCGCUGCAGAUACAGGUGUACGGUCGUGAAGCAGAUUCCAGAGAAUCCUGACGUGUUUUUCACCGACUUGUCGGACGAGCUUCUCUCUCUGGACAUGCCUUUUACAGACUGGGUGGAACGGAGCUCGGGCACGUUUAAGCCAGGGGGAGAGGUAGUGUUCGAGCUAACUUUAACUAUCCAGAAACCUAAGCUCAACUCUUUUAACAGCGACUCUUUUGCGGGAGAGAAGUCAAGGAUAGCUACGCCCAACAAAGUGAAACCAGUGAAAACACCAGUGAAAGUCAGGGCUCAGAUCCGCCAACCACGUGAUGAACCGGUUAUACAUCUGGAUGGGGUGAAGGUUAAGAAGAGCAAAAACAGGAAGCCUCGAGACAAUCAGGGGAUGCGUUUAGACCGACCUGAAGCUAAGAAUGAAGAUGAGAGGCACAGGAUAAAGAGGGUACACAAGAAAGCAGAUGCAAAUAGCAUCAUAGCUCGCAAGGUACGAGCGGAACAAAACAUCGCUGCGCGUCAAGAACAACGCAACACUGAGCUUCAGCGUGCGCGCCAAGCUGCGCUGGAGCUACAGAAACUGCGACUGCAGCAGGAGACCAUGUUGAAAGUGAGGAGAUAUGCUCGGCUGGAUCACAUGUACUGUGUAGCUCACAAACACAUGGAGACGCCUGUAGUCCACGAGUACGAGGAGCAUAUUGAAGCGAUAAAAGUGAGACCAGGGUAUUACAUUGACUGUAUAUCAGCUAAUGAAGGUAUAAAAUCACUCCUACAAAGAGUGGGCGGUGACGACUCCCUCCGAUGUUGUGGAAUACCUUACAUCGAUCCGAAAGUGGUGUUUAUGUUUGAGGAUGCUGCAGGAAAGAGGUGCAUCAAAAUGGCACCUCCGGUAGCACCUAAACGAUCUCCAGACCACGAGUUUGAUGCUGAAAUGCCCACAAGAGGAAAGAAAGUGAAGUCUGUUCUCUACAAAUACAACAAAAAGAAAAAGGUGCCCGGAUCUGCUGCAUUCCUACACAGGAAACCUCACAGACAUGACAUUAAACACAGCCAACAGAGUGCCUCCCUGUACAAUAAUAAUCAGUUUAAGAGUCGAGUGAUGCAACAGAUAAAAGCUUACCAUGUUUCAUCUGUUGACCAAAAAUCUGCCGAGUACAACAAGAAACCAGGGAGUGUCUCAUUCCACCGAGUUAUCACCCAGCUACCCACCACCAAACAGAUUAGUCCCAGCAAGUACAAGAGUACAGACGGACAACCUGUCCCGAUCCUGCAGUACACCGGCCAGCCCCAACAUGAACAUGCCGGACAACAUGCCGGACAACAUGCCGGACAACAUGCGGCUCAGUAUGGAGGACAGUCUCAGAGUGGUUCUAGUGUGCUACCGGGGAGUAAUGUGAGGGUAUUCAGUGGGAAUUCCAAACACUUUAGAGUGCUGGGAAGUCAAAAGAAGAGUAUAAGUCCCAAGGAGAAACCCAUAUUUCCAAGCGAGUCUCCCAGGCUAGUUCUGCCCUACGUGUCCGACUUUCCUAAGUUCCCUACUAACCGGACUGUCUCCGGAGAAACACUCACCAGACCACAUACCUCUCAUUCCGGACAACAUUCCGGACAACAUUCCGGACCACAUUCCGGACCACAUUCCGGGAUGAUAAUCUCUCCUGCUAAGCAGAUGGUUCCAGCUAGUGCAGCUCUUGAAAACAUAGCUAAACGAGAUGAGCAUAACUUCACAGACCCAAAAUCACCACACCAAGAAGACCCCACCCGGAUAUCUGAUAUCUCUUCUAGAUCCACUACACACGUCCACCCUGAGAUCACAACUAAUGUUCCCUCUCAUGAGGGGCAGGGUGGAGAGCACUCACUAUCAGUUGAACCGCUGACACAAUCUGAGAAAGUUUUAGUCGGUCUUACUGCCUCCUUUAAUAAAUCAGAAAAACGUUCUGUGACGUCAGUGUCAAGCCAAAUAACGUCAUCGGGAAACCAAAUGAGUUCAUCUUCAAAUCACGUGACGCCAUCUUCAAAUCACGUGACGUCAUCACCUACCCACAAAACAUCAUCAACAAGAAUUCAUGCACCAUCUGUGUCCUUAUUACCAAGGCUACCUCCUUUUCCUAGUAUUCUUUCUGGCAUGAAAAUUCCUGAAAAAUCCGACAUUGUUGCCGUUCCAAUAGGGGACAUUCUACGAAAUCCUGACUAUCAAUAUUGGGAGAGUCUGAUAAAUAGACCCAAAUUGGUGACAUGUGACCGUCUAACCAAUGAUAACGAUAAAAGGGUUACAACAGAUAGACCGGUGACUACUACGGUAAAUGAGCCUAAACGACACGGACUAGAGGACACAUCUGAAGCAGAAGGUACAAUGCAAACGAGCAGCAUUGUUAUCAAGAACAUGGCCACCUCAACCCACCCUCCUGCUGGACAUUCUUUAAAGAACAGUAGUGGUAAGGUCAUGUGUGUUGGUAGUCGGGGUACCUCUCCUGCUGCUAAAGAAACAGCCAUAGCCAGACCUUUCACCAGCAGUCCUGUCCGCAAGAAACCACGCAACGAGUUUGAUGUGUUUGAGUUUGAUUCAGAAGCAGCGGAACACGAGGAUAAGUGGAAGUGUUCCUCCGAUCACUACAACGUUUUAAAGCAGCGCGAGAAGAAGUACAAGAAGAAGUCAGAAGAUGAGAGUAGCAGGACCUCCAGUUCCUCCAGCGUCUCUCUCAAGUUGUCCAGUUCUACCAAACCAUCCUGGGUUGUAGUAGAGGCAUUGAAAAACAAGAAAUAUGAGAAGAUAGAUGUAAAUUCCUGGCUCACCGAAAGAGAACAAGACCAACGAGCGCAUAAACUUGAACAACGUGGCCAAGAAAGCGAGACUCCUCACACUGUCUCCGAGCAGACAGGGUUUCCUUACAACUCCAAGUCAGGGGAAGGUGCUAUACAUAUUACUGGACCGAUACUGACCGGACCACCAGAGCAGUACAGACUCUUUGCUGCUCAACCUGGUAACCCUGGUAACCCUGGUAACCGUGCUUCUCAGCCGGACCAUAAGUACCCUCGUGAAGCUCCUGGUGAUAUCGAGCCAAUUCCCAAGCAAACUUCAAGAGAUUUCCUCCUCGGUGAAUUUGACGCUGCUCUUAAGAAAAUGGAACGAGCGAAAGUACCGGAAUCUCUAACAAUCAAGGAUGAAGAUGAAGAGGAUAAGGAAGAUCCCCGACCAAUGGUUAUCUCUCCGACUCUUCUAACUUCCAACAAGAUCAUGGAGAGAUCAAUUCCAAAACCACCUCCAUCAAAACCCAUCAUCCUCUCCAGAGCAAGUCUCACCAGUAAGGUAGAAGAGAAGGUGUCUCAGCAGGUGAAGAUAUCACAACAUUCCACCCCUGAUAAACUAUUCCCAGGAGUGGGAAAUGCUGUUACUAUUUACCGCUCUAAGAGAGUCAAGCAUGUUGACAAAGGUCCGGUUGGAGGCGGAAAGGUUUUUGUUUCCAGUGGCCUCGAGACAGUUCAACCUGCGAAACCUAAACUUAGAGUGACCGAAACAGCUUCUAGAGUUUUCCAUUCUGUUGAGAAUUCCAGAAAUGUUACAGCUCAGGUUCGGUCAACCGUUGAUAUUCAGGCUCGGUCAACAGUUGAUGACCACUUGGACGAAAUCUUUCCUCCGGAGUAUAAUGCUGGCAAAAAAGUUUCAGAAGCCAAAAAAAAGUACAAAAUGUCAGGAUCAUUAAGAGAGUUACAACCUAAAGCAAUGAGCAACGCUCCCCCUAAAGCACCUUCUCCUGUGAAAGAGCUCUUGAAGGAUUUCAUCAAAGAACGAGAAAUAAAGAAAACCCUGUUCUUUGACGUGAAUGCGUGGAAGUCUAAAGUUAAUGAUCCCCAUAAACCCACUCCGAUACCCGACCAAGAGUGUAAUAAACAAAACAAGAAAAUUAUCGAAUCCUUCAGCUCAUACGAUCCACCCAGACUCCCAGGUCAACAUUCCAAACCUUUAUCCUUCACUGAAAGUUUAAAAUCAGUUGACAACUACCAGCUACCCGCUCAUCUUCCUCAAAACUCCAACCAGCACAGUUUAUUAGCUGAACUUAACUCUAACGUAAGUCCAGAACCAGGGCACAAACCCACUAUCACCAUCCUUCAGGCUGGAUACCAGGCAUCUCCUGGCAAAGUGUCCUUACAGGAGACCGGCAGUAUUCUGUCCACUUCCAUGGAACUUUGUGAGACUUAUCCUGAAUCUACAGCUCCGAGAAUCAGCCAUGUUUCAUCACCGAGUGUCAGUCAAGUCAGUCCAAGUAUCAGCCACGUGACCUCCAGUAUCAGUCACGUGACUCCUUCUAUCAGUCACGUGACAUCUAACAUGAACAUGAGUCACGUUUCAUCAUCCAGUUUUAGCCACGAGAGUACCAUCAUGGCGCCUCCUUUGUUUUCCCUCGCUAGAUCCGUAUCCAGCAGUGAUAGUCAGAUAAGUUUAUUCAGUAAGACGAAUCUUGGAUCUACAGUUUUUCCUAAAACAGAAGACAAUUCUCAAACCAGCACUUCUUCCCCAUCAAGUGUAUCAAAUCACUGCAUACGAUUACCUGACAAAAACAUUUGUUCAAAACAUUGCCUCAACGAGUUCCUAAACUUCCAAUAUAACAACCUCAAAAUCAAAUCUGAGAUUAUUGACCCAGCACCUACUGUUACCAUUGUAAAAGUGGAGCCAGGUGAAGCAGUGGUCAAAAAGGAGAGUCCUUCUAGUAUCAGGUCUAAACGCAAAUCAGCUAUCAUUGCCUCGCAAAACUUGGUCGAGAAAGUUUACAAGGAUGAAGACCUGGACCAGGAUCCGGUAGAACGGAAGAACAAGAGGAAGUGUGACAGACCAACUAUCAUACAGUCCCCCGCUAAAACGCACACCUUCAAACAGAGCCCAACCAAAACUCCCAUAAGAAUGAGGUCAGUUCAGAGCAGCGCGGUUAAGUUAAGACUACAGAUCAGACAGGCCAAUAAUAGGACAUAUAUCAGAUGCAAACGAAAAGAGCGAGACCCUAGCGAGAAAACCUUCCCAGUUUUCAUCGUCGCCACAGAAGACGGAAUCUAUGUCGAAACGGAUGAUGCAGACGACGCGUGGACGAUUAUCAGCACUCUGCUACAGAGGAUACGAAAUGCUAAACACCAAUCUGUAUUACAUGGCCUCGCUAUGUGGACACUCGCACACGACUCAGUGGUCCACAUAAUAGAACAACUACCAAACACCCACCGACUAGAGGAGUAUAGUUUCCAUUUCCCUGAACACGGCCCCCAGCGCUCCCACAUGAGCCGGGUCCUGCCGGUACCUCCUGGAGGCUGUGCUAGAACACUUCCUGUCGUCAGGAAGUCUUACAUCGAUCAGUUCUCUUUUUUAAACCAUCCCAAUCGUAACAUAAAACCGCCGAGUAUUGAUGACAAUAAACUAGCUGUUGCUAUGGGAGACAGUGUUAAUCUUUAUAGCAGGAGGACGACCUCUCUAGGGGACCUGCCCAUGGCUAUGAGGUACCGCCACAUAAUGAGGACUGUCAAGGAGGUGCUCUGUGUAUGUCCUAGUCACAUCCACGGUAGAGGUCUCUACUGUAUGCAGGAUAUAUCUAUGGGAGAGAUGAUAAUAGAAUACAGCGGGACACUGAUCAGACCUGGUCUGUGUGACAUCAGAGAGAAGUACUAUGACAGCAAGGGUAUAGGGAGCUACAUGUUCAGGAUAGACCGUCAGGAAGUAGUAGACGCCACCAUGUCCGGCUCCAUGGCCCGGUUCAUUAACCACUGCUGCGACCCCAACUGUUACUCCCGGAUUAUCAACGUGGAGGGCAAGAAGAAGAUCAUUAUCUUCGCUGAAAGGAACAUUGUCAGGGGAGAAGAGCUCACUUAUGAUUAUAAGUUCCCCUCCGAAGAUGUGAAAAUUCCUUGCUUGUGUGGUACAGAGAAAUGUCGAAAGUGGAUGAAUUAGCCAAACAAAACGGGUUAAACUACGGAUCCAUUGACGGAUUAGCGACAGGUAUUGUCGCAGAGUGGACUCAGAAAACUACGUAUGGGACUUUAAGAUCUUUGCAUCUUCAGAAUGAACACGUGAUACAAGGGACGUCAGAGGAGCGUCUGUUCCGAAAAGUAUUUUUAAUAUAGACGAAAAGAUGAAAGGAACAUUUUUAUCUUUUGUAAAUAGUUAAUAAUCUUGAUAUUUGAUAAUAUAAUCAAUUUAUAUAGUUUUAGGUUGUUUCAUUAUUGACUGAGAGCGCAAAACUUUGUUUGUUGAAGUGAAAUUUGAUGGGGUGCUUACUACUUUGUCUUUCGGAAAUCAUUGCUAUUCCUUCAACCUUGUUUUUAAUGUUUAAAGCUUUUAAGUUAUUUCAGUUUUAACUUAUUGUUAAGUUAUUAUUGCGUUAUUUCUUUGAAAUAGCCGUUUAAUUGCGAUGAACCUUUAACGUUUCGAAUUUUUAUAGCUCACAUACAUUCUUCAAUUUCUUUCAUACGGCACAUAAUACUGUUCCCUUCUCAGCUCGUUUUUAGUUGUAUAAUGUUAGAAUUUUCAA
Molecule: messenger RNA, 9249 nt
Organism: Bolinopsis microptera
Lineage: Eukaryota; Metazoa; Ctenophora; Tentaculata; Lobata; Bolinopsidae
Exons: 47
Coding region: 1677-8669 (2330 amino acids)
Biological process (GO): positive regulation of DNA-templated transcription
Cellular component (GO): nucleus; histone methyltransferase complex
Molecular function (GO): protein binding; histone H3K4 methyltransferase activity
Source: RefSeq, a predicted model, not a curated record